Molecule: messenger RNA, 2411 nt
Organism: Sycon ciliatum
Lineage: Eukaryota; Metazoa; Porifera; Calcarea; Leucosolenida; Sycettidae
Exons: 3
Coding region: 744-2030 (428 amino acids)
Biological process (GO): adenylate cyclase-activating G protein-coupled receptor signaling pathway; cell surface receptor signaling pathway
Cellular component (GO): plasma membrane
Molecular function (GO): G protein-coupled receptor activity
Source: RefSeq, a predicted model, not a curated record
CAUUUUACCUAAUAUCGCCUACCUGCACAGCGUGUUCUUGACCGGGCCGGUCUGGUGCUAGAAGAAGGAAGAGUAGAGUUGCUGAUUAUCUGCCACCGGAGCACGGCGAAGAGCCCCAACACUGUACUGUCACAGGCAACAGUGUCGGGUUGGUUGCGUUUCCCAUCCAUUCCGUGAAGGCGAGACAGAUUUUAGCGGCCCGGGCCCGCCUUGCCAAACAAAAAGAUUUUGUUUGAUUUCCAGUAUAGUACUAUACCGUCUAAUGCCCAUAAUAAUUAUGCACAGAUAAUGACUGUGUCCAGAAACUCAGCUUGUAUGCUCUAAGUGUAAGGCAACACCGCUAGAUCCGCAGUUGGAGUGAGAAUUUAGCGGUCAGUGUGGGAGAAAACAAAAAAACUGAGUCAACAACUACAGAUCUCUCGGGCGCAUGGUGUGCGGCCGGGCAAGGAAUGGAUGUAGAGCAGACGGAUCAGUAGCAAGAGGCGGCAGUACACUAGCUGCACUGCCUGUGCAGAGGCGAAAUCUCGCAGCUCCUUUUGUGUUGAAUUGCUACACUUGCAAGCACUGAUAGCAACAGCGCCUGGUCCUAGUGGAAAGAAGUGUGUCCUCAGUGCCAGGAGGUGCAGGGAGGUGCAGGAAGGUGUGGGUGAUAGUGGAACAAGUAUCCAAGCUAACACUGGCUGUUAGCAUUGUGCUGUGCACGUGGUCCUUGAAACACACUCAGUUCUAGACCCCAGUUAGGCAUGGACUUGCUGAAACUCCCAGGCAACGCCACGGCGCCUAGUCCGACAACUUCGUCCGACCUGCCGACCAUCGACCUGCAAGUCUGGACAACGGACCUCGCUGUCGUGUCCAGUGUCGUAUCGUCUCUCGGCUCUUUUGCCAUUCUCUAUUUCUUCCUGAAGUAUAGCGACAUGCGCACGACGUCGCGUGAGAUCUUGGCCUACAUCUCGCUGAGUGACAUCAUCGGCAAUGCCAUGGUGAUAUGGGGUGUGCUGUGGACCAGCGCACAUCACAGCAACGUGUCGUCGGAUAACAUACAGUGUCAGGUGCAGGCCACGCUGCUCAUAUGCGUGGGCAUUGCCGAGUACCUGUGGACGUGUGCGCUGGCGUUCUACCUCUUCGUGAUCAUCGUGCGCGAGUCGGCCUGGGGCAACGCGCGCUGUCCCAACGUGGUGCACGCGGUGUGCUGGGGAUGUGGCUUCGUCGUGGCAGCAUUCGCGUACGGUUUCGGCAAGACCGGGGUAGAUGUGCAGGCACGCAACACUGCACAGUGGUGUAUCCUGCGCGACGCCAAGGAUCCUAAAAUCGGCGGAGACCAGGCCUACAUCAUGUGGUCGUUCCUGGUCGGCGAUGGCUGGAGCUUUCUGGCCAUCAUCUGCACCAUCACGUUCUACGUCAUCAUCAAAUACCACAUCUAUAAGGAGAAAACCAACCGUGGCACUUCAUUCAUGGUCACACGUAGCGCUAUGUCGGCUGCCUCCACCGUUGACCGUAAACUCACCUGGAUCCCAAUCAUCUACUUCCUGCUGCACAUCUGGGGACCCAUGCGCACCAUUUUCUCCCUGAGCUCAACCAACGACAGCCGGUCGCUGUCCCCGGGGCAGCAAGUGCUGCUGGCACUGGAGACGUUUGGCGACUGCAGUGAAGGCCUGACGAAUGGUGUUAUUUUCAUCCUUUUCUCACCGAAGCUUAGACAACGUAUCAAGUCGUUCCUGGCGUUGUGUUUAUACCGCUGCUGUGCAAGGCUUAGACCACAGAAGAGAAGGCAAUCAUCAAAUCCCCGCGUGCCUCAAUCGGAGCAAUCACGUCUAAUCCGUGGUACCAUCAAAUCGACAUAUGCUCAGGAGUCAGAUAGCCAGUCGCACUCCAGGGGGCAAGAAACAGGCGAUGCCUCUGUCCAGGCAAAGCGCUUUAACCCUAACUUGACUGGUCUAGGUAAUCAGCUUGGUGAGCGCGAUGUCGCUGAUGAUGACGACGGCGAAAUGACUAUGUCAGUCAACACCGAGCGGAAGUCGUUCGCUAUAUGAAUGCAAGAGAACUGUGGAACAGGCAAUGUGACUGUAAAACCUAAACCCCCACUGUUGAUGAUUAGUUGAUAUCCUAUCCCUGUUCUUGAGUGAAUCACAUUGAUUUAAAAAAUGUUGCUGACCAUAUUUCGAUUGAGACAACAACUAGAUCAAUACGUAUAGUACUCUACUCUGCACAGAUUGUCUCUUUCUUAGACUAGAGGUGACACCGUGACAUUUUUAUAGUAGUAGUGAAUGAUAACCAAAUGACCGUCUUUCCUCCUUUUGUAGAUUGUUGUAGCUCAAGUAUAUAUCAACUUUGAGGCACUCAGCUCUCUCCAACGUUUCCAUUAUUUUUAUUCAGGCAUACAUUUUACUGUACCGAUGUAGGUACAUGACUGA